Oenanthe melanoleuca is the source of this 2941-nucleotide messenger RNA. It is a transcript of the gene CCDC142, whose product is annotated as coiled-coil domain containing 142. The coding region runs from base 116 to 2917 and encodes 933 amino acids. The transcript has 11 exons. The record is from RefSeq and is a predicted model, not a curated record. Lineage: Eukaryota; Metazoa; Chordata; Aves; Passeriformes; Muscicapidae.
CUCCUCCCGCCCCGCACGCCGAGCCCCUCCUGGCGGCCAGUUUGGCACAGCCCCCGGGAUUAGCGGGGGCGCGGCCUAAGCCUCUUUGCUGCCCCCGCCCCCGGCAUGGCCCGGCAUGGACGCCGGCGGCGCUGAGCGGCGCGGCGGGGAGCUGUGCCUGCAGGUGGGCGAUGUCGGCCUGGGCGGCCUCAUCCUGCUGUUGCUGACGGCCCGACCAGGACCGGGCGAUGGGGCUGCCCGCGGAGAGCCCCCCGAGCCCGGAGGGUCGAGGGGACCCCUGGCACGUUCCCUGCAGCGGGCAGAGGCCAUGCUGCGCAGCGUCACCCCGGGGCUGCGGCGCCUGCUGUCCCCGCGGUCAUCCCGGCGCGGCGACAGCGACGAAGACGACGAUGAGGACGAGGACGAAGCAGCGUCCAUGGUGGUCCCGCUGGAGCAAAGCUUCUCAGGGCUGCGCCGCUGCCUCUGCGUCUGGGAGGACCCUCGCACCGAGACUUUCCUGGGCUACGUGCGGCCCCAUCCCGGCGGCGCCGGUGACUUUUCCGAGGACGCGGUGCGGCGGCGCGUGGCGGAGCGGGGAGCGGCCCUGCACGCGCUGCUGCAGCACCGCCACCAGCUGCGCCUGGCCCGCGACUUCACCCGACGCCUCAAGGCCUCCUCCGGCUUCCUGCGGCGGCUGCUGGCGCUGCCGGAGCCCGGGGAGCCCGGUGAGGCGGCGCUGCGGGAGCUGUGCCAGGAGCUGCGGGCGCACGCGGGGCACUGGGCCGCGCUGCUGCGGCGCCUGCGGACGGACGCGUGGCUGCGGGCGCUGCCGCGGCGCCGGGGCCGGGCCGUGCUGCACAUGCGGUGGGCGCUGCUGCUGCCCGCCCUGAUGGCCGCGCGCCUGGCCGGGCGACACAUCGAGGGACGGCUGCGGGAGCUCGGCCGCCCCGGCGCGCCCACACCAGCCUCUGAGUGCCUGGCUGACCUCUUCCAGGGGCUGGAGAUCUACAACCGCGUGGUGCAGGGGCUGGCGGAGGAGCUGGGCCCCGAGGGGAAGGCCCCCGGUGCCUUCACGGUGGGCGGGGUGCUGCGGCUGCUGGCGGCCGAGCGUGGCCGGGCCGUGGCCCAGAGGCUCCAGCCCCUCCUGUGGCCCCAGAAUGGGAUCAUCAGGGAUGGACGUGUCUGCUGGGAGGACGUGAUGGUGCCGUGGCCACCAGGGCACGACGCGGUGGAGAAGGGCGUGGGGACGGACAGAGAACGUUCCGGAGCGGAGGUGCCGCCAGCGCUGGUGGCUGAGCUGCAGGCGCUGUGCCAGGAGGACGAGGAGCUGAUGGGACACGUUUUUGGGGCGCUGGUGGCCUCAGCCGACAGCCUGUGGCAGCCGGUGCUGUCGGAGAGCCCCGAGCCCGCGGGGCUGCGGCCGGGCAGCGCAGGGGGCUGGAAGGCCGUGCGGUGGCUGGACGCUGCCCGUGGCCCCGCAGCUGCUGCGCUGAGUGCCCGCUACCGCCUGCUGCUCUGGGAGGCCGCGGGGGCUGUGCUGGGGGACAGCCUGGGCACCCCUCCUGCCACCCCCAGUGCCACCGUCACCGCGGCGUGGGAGCUGAGCCGUGCGCUCGCUGUUGCCCGUGUGCCCCCUGAGUGCCGGGAGGAGCUGGGGGGGCUCUGCCUGCGCCUGCUGUGCCGGAGCGUCCUCUGCAGCUGGGACACGGAUUUUACCCGUGCUCUGGGCUCAGGGCUGUCAGACAAGUGCUUGGAGGCCCCAGGGGGUCCCCCAGGGCCGGGGUGCAGCCGCACAGCCCAGCAGCUCCGGUGCCUCUUCCCAGCCCUGGCGCUGGCCCUGCGCUGCCUGCGCCUGCUGCCUGCCCGCCCACACGCCCCCCCCGGGGGUCUCUGCCUGCGGCUGCAGGUGUUGGGCCGGUGCCUGGCGGCGGUGGCGGCCGCCCACGCGUGGCUGACGGGCCGGGCUGGGCGGUACCUGGCGGCCUGGGCGCUGCCACAGUUCCUGCUGCUCACCCAGGGAGACCUGCAGGUGCUGAAGGCAGAGGCAGAGCAGCUGAUGCUGCAGGUGAGUGAGACCUUCCCAGAGCCAGGGGACAUUCACGGAGACAGCCCCUCUGAGCCACUCCCCAGCCUGGGAUCCCCGUGGGAGCUUCAGCUGUGCCGGCAGAUCCGUGACAUGGCCAACAGCAUCCAGCUCUUCUCCAGGGACGUGCUCUGGAUGUUCUCCACCAGCUGCAAGCGGCUCUCGGCCGAGAUCUUCGACCAGACGAUGCCACUGGGCCGGCACUGGCGGCUCGGGCUACGCACCGAGCUGCCCAGCUCCCCCAGCGCGUACGCAGCGGCCGCGGUGCAGGCGGUGCUGGGGCAGGUGCUGCAGGGGGCCCAGGCCCUGCCCUACGAUGCCCAGGUGCCCACCCUGGCACGGGUCACCACGGCCUUCCUGGAGGCCUGGAUGGAUCACAUCCUGACCCGCCGGAUCAAGUUCAGCCUGCAGGGUGCCCUGCAGCUGCGGCGGGACUUCGAGGCGGUGCGGGAGCUGGUGUGCUCGGAGCGCUCCGGGCUGGCUCCCGAGGCCCGGCAGGCGCUGCGGGCCCUCUGCGUCUUCCGGCACACGGACACGGCCGUGCGCUGCCUCCUGCAGCAGCCCGGGGGGCUGGGGGGGCCCCCCCGGGGCUGGGGCGGCCUCCGGCGCUGCUGCUCAGACGAAGGCGCCCACCCCCUGGAACCAUCCAUGGACCCUCUCCCUGGCCUGGACCCUCUGGAGGGGUCAAGCCCAAUCCCAGGGACUCCCCCACUGGCCCCAGAGGCCGAUCUCCCGUCCCGUCCCGAGUCCCCGUUCCCGGGCAGCCAGCAGCAGUGGCUGUCCCUGCGGCUGCACCGCGCUCGCCGCUGGCGUGUGCCAGGGCUGCCGUGCGUUGGCAACAGCCCCGAGGGCUGACCUGGAAUAAACCUGGCAACACCA